AUGGAAUGGAGUCGAACAAGUCGAACAUUAGAAUUUGGGAGGACUUAUGUGGUUAAGCCUAAAGGAAAACACCAGGCUACCAUAGUUUGGUUGCAUGGGCUCGGUGACAAUGGUUCGAGUUGGUCACAACUUUUGGAAAGUCUCCCCCUUCCAAAUAUAAAAUGGAUAUGUCCCACAGCUCCCACUCGCCCUGUGGCUAUACUCGGUGGAUUUCCUUGCACAGCUUGGUUCGAUGUGGGGGAGCUUUCUGAAGAUUGUCCAGAUGAUUUCGAAGGCUUAGAUGGCUCGGCAUCACAUAUUGCUAAUUUGUUGUCUACAGAGCCUGCCGACAUUAAACUUGGUAUUGGAGGCUUCAGUAUGGGUUGUGCAAUGGCUUUGUAUUCUGCAACUUGCUUUGCGCAGGGAAAAUUCGGCAAUGGCUACCCUUAUCCUGUUAACCUUCGAGCCAUUGUUGGCCUAAGUGGCUGGCUUCCCGGUGCUAGAAGUGUUAGAAUUAAGAUUGAAGGAUCACACGAGGCUGCAAGACGUGCUGCAUCUCUGCCGAUUUUGCUAUCACACGGACUAUGUGAUGAAGUUGUUCCUCACGAACAUGGAGAAAGGUCUUACCAUGCAUUGAGCUUAGCUGGUUUUCGAAAUCUUUCAUUUAAAACCUAUCAAGGGAUCGGUCACUACACUGUGCCUAAGGAGAUGGAUGAUGUUUGUCAAUGGUUAAACACAAGGCUCGGACUCUAA
Molecule: messenger RNA, 732 nt
Organism: Striga hermonthica
Lineage: Eukaryota; Viridiplantae; Streptophyta; Magnoliopsida; Lamiales; Orobanchaceae
Source: the annotation of a GenBank genome assembly